CUGAGCCCUAUGGGGAUGGGGAUGUGUUUGGAUAAAGGAUGGACUUACUGUGGCCUCACCAAGGGUCACAAUGCUCUAAAGGUCAUGUCAUGGCCCCUGGCAUUGUGGCUACUGACUCUAGGCUCCGUAAAUUGCCAGGUGUUCACAGGACAGUCCCCAACUGCUUUCCAAUCUGAGAGGAAGGAAUGGUCCCUAAAUCACCUGGCUGUUCAUCAGUCCACUGGGGCGCUUUACAUCGGAGCGGUCAACCGCAUCUACAAGCUGUCUGCCAACCUCACCCUUCUGGUGUCUCAUGACACAGGACCGGAGUAUGAUAACAAGGCCUGUUAUCCUCCUCUGAUUGUCCAGCCCUGCACAGAGCCUCUCUCCUCCACUGACAAUGUCAACAAACUCUUGCUCAUUGACUACUCCCACAACCGGCUGCUGGCCUGCGGCAGCCUCUACCAAGGCGUCUGCAAGCUGAUGAGACUGGACGAUCUGUUCAUCCUGGUGGAGCCCACACAUAAGAAAGAACACUACCUGUCCAGCGACAACCAGACAGGGACGAUGUAUGGUGUCGUCGUUCCCUCGCAGGGUCAGGACGCCACCCUGUAUGUUGGCACGGCCGUUGGCGGUAAGCAGGACUACUUCCCAACCAUCUCCAGCCGCAAGCUGCCUCGCGACCCAGAAUCCUCCGCCAUGCUGGACUACGAGCUCCACACUGACUUUGUUUCUUCUCUCAUCAAAAUUCCCUCAGAUACGCUAGCUCUCGUCCCACACUUUGACAUCUACUACAUCUACGGCUUUGCCAGUAGUAAUUUUGUCUAUUUUAUGACUGUUCAACCGGAGACACCAGAAAAUGGGAUGCCUGCUGGCAGCUCCCCUGGUGACCUGUUUUACACCUCUCGCAUUAUCCGCCUCUGCAAGGGUGACAAGAAAUUCCACUCAUAUGUGUCACUUCCUGUGGGGUGCAUACACAGGGGUGAAGAGUAUCGUCUCCUCCAGGCAGCCCAUCUCUCCAAGCCUGGCAGGGUUCUGGCACAGUCCCUGAACAUAAGUACCCAAGAGGACGUGCUCUUCGCUGUUUUCUCCAAGGGACAGAAGCAGUACCACGACCCUUCUGACCAUUCGGCUCUCUGUGUCUUCACCAUCCGACACAUCAAUGCUCGCAUCAAGGAGCGCCUGCAGUCCUGCUACCAGGGAGAGGGCAACCUUGAACUGCACUGGCUGCUGGGGAAGGAUGUGCAGUGCACCAAGGCGCCUGUUCCCAUUGAUGACCACUUCUGUGGCUUGGACAUAAACCAGCCCCUGGGGGGCUCCCAGCUGGUGUCCGGCGUGACAUUGUACACUGAGACCAGGGAUAGGCUGACCUCUGUCACCUCUUACGUCUACAAUGGACACAACGUGGCCUUCUUGGGCACCAGGAGCGGACAUCUGAAGAAGAUCAGGGUGGACGGCCCUCAGGAGGGAGGAGUGCUGUAUGAGACUUUGACUGUGAUAAAGGAUAGCAGUCCAAUCCUCCGGGACAUGGCCUUCUCGCUGGACCAGAACUCUCUCUAUGUCAUGUCUGACAAUCAGGUCAUUCAGGUACCUGUGGAGACCUGUGAGCAGUACGGCACAUGUGGGGAGUGCCUGAGCUCCGGAGACCCUCAUUGCGGCUGGUGUGUCCUGUUCAACAUGUGCUCCAGGAUGGAUCAGUGUAAAAGGGCGGAUGAACCUUUCCGUUUUGCCAACAACAUUGACCGCUGUGUGAAGGUCAUUGCUCACCCCGACAGCAUUGCUGUGUCAGCGCACAGUGUGCCUCUUCUGCUGGAGGUGAAUAAUGUGCCGGAUCUUUCAGCUGGAAUCACCUGUUCCUUUGGCCAGCAGGCCCAGGUCGACGGUCAUGUCAAUGGUAACCGGGUGAUGUGUCUGUCGCCAACUGGCAAGGAGGUCCCACAGAUACCUGAAGGACAAGACUGGUCUGGGGUGGAGCUUCGUAUCAACUCGAAGGAGACAGGUCAAACGGUGGCCAGCACGGAGGUCAAGUUCUAUAACUGCAGCAUGCAUCAAACCUGUCUGUCCUGUGUGAGCAGCACCUUCCGCUGCCACUGGUGUAAAUACCGCAACCUGUGUACUCACGACCCCAGCAGCUGUUCCUUCCAGGAGGGCAGAGUCAACGCCUCAGAGGACUGCCCUCAGCUCCUUCACUCCGGGGAGAUUCUGAUCCCAGCGGGAGAGGUUCGACCUAUUACCCUGAAGGCCCGUAACCUUCCCCAGCCGCAGUCAGGCCAGCGGGGCUACGAAUGCGUGGUGAACAUGCAAGGUGUCAGCCACCGUGUCACGGCGCUGCGCUUCAACAGCACCAGCGUGCAGUGCCAGAACAGCUCGUACAUGUAUGAGGGAGUGAAGAUCAGUGACCUGGCAGUGGAGCUCUCCAUCGUAUGGAACGGCAAUUUCAUCAUUGACAAUCCCGAGAAGAUUAAAGUGCACCUGUAUAAGUGCAGCGCCCAGCGGGACAGCUGUGGCAUGUGUCUUAGGGCGGAGAGGAAGUUCCAAUGCGGCUGGUGCAGCGGCGAGGGCCGGUGCACCAUGAAGCAGCACUGUCAGCCCAUCUCUCCAUAUGCAAGCCGCUGGCUCGACCUCUCUGCCAGGAACGUCAAGUGUACCAACCCACGCAUCACUGAGGUGAGCCCAGUGGCAGGGCCUCCAGAGGGGGGUACACUGGUCACCAUCCAGGGCUUGAACCUUGGUCUAUCCUUCUCCGAGCUGGAGGGCAACGUGGAGGUGGCAGGGGUACCGUGUACCCCACGGAAGGAGGGAUACAUCACUGCGGAGCAAGUUGUAUGUGAGAUGGCUGCUGCCCCACUGGGAAGCCCGUCAGGCCCAGUCCAGCUGUGUGUGGGGGAAUGCAGACCAGAGCUACGUACCCAGUCCACCCAGCUUUACUCUUUUGUGACCCCCUCUAUGUUGGCUCUGACCCCAGGCAGAGGGCCUGAGUCUGGGGGUACCAAAGUCACCAUUGUUGGGGAAAACCUGGACUCUGGGAGCACUAUUAAUGUCCUCUUUGGAAAUCAGACCUGCGAACUGUUUAGAAGGACCAUGUUGGAGAUCGUGUGUUUCUCAGCACCAUCUAUGACCGGUUCCGGACCAGUCCAGGUCAGUUUAGUUGUUGACCGGGCCCAAGUUCCCAGGACAUUGGCGUUUGAGUACAUAGAGGACCCCACUGUCCAGCGCAUUGAGCCCCAGUGGAGCAUCACCAGUGGACACACCACCCUGACAGUGACCGGCACCAACCUGGAUGUAGUUCAGGAGCCUCGGGUCAGAGUCAAAUAUGCUGGCCAAGAGUCUGUCAACGUGUGUAAGGUGCUGAACACCACCACCAUCAGCUGCUUCGCCCCUUCGCUGAAGGCAGAAUACACCCCAAACCAGGAGACGGUCAAACAUGUGGACGAGUUUGGCUUUGUCUUCAACAAUGUCCAGGCCCUGCUCACCUACAAGAACACCAGCUUCAUCUACUACCCCAACCCUUACCUAGAGCCCCUCAGCCUAUCAGGAGUUCUGGAGCAGAAACCCGGCACGCCGAUCAUACUUAAGGGACGCAACCUGGUGCCAUCUGCAUCUGGAGGGGCCAGGCUGAAUUACACGGUGUGGAUCGGAGAUACACCAUGCUCCCUUACUGUCUCGGACACACAACUGCUCUGUGAACCACCAAACCUCACCGGGCAGCACAAAGUCCUGGUCCAGGUAGGAGGUCUCCAUAUAUCUCCAGGAGCAGUCCACAUCCAGUCUGAGAGUCUGCUGACACUUCCUGCCAUCCUCAGCAUCGCAGCAGGCGGAGGACUGCUUUCCAUUAUUGUCAUCAUCGUCUUACUCGCCUACAGACGGAAGUCGCAUGAGAAUGACCUCACUCUCAAGCGCCUGCAGAUGCAAAUGGACAACCUGGAGUCCCGGGUGGCUCUGGAGUGUAAGGAGGCCUUUGCAGAGCUGCAGACAGACAUCAAUGAGUUGACCAGUGACCUGGACAGAGCGGGCAUCCCCUACCUUGACUACCGCACAUACACCAUGAGGGUCCUCUUCCCGGGCAUAGAUGACCAUCCUGUGCUUAGAGAGCUAGAGGUGCCAGGGAGUGGGCAGGCGAAUGUAGAGAAAGCCUUGAAGCAGUUUGCUCAGCUGGUAAAUAACAAGGUCUUCCUGCUGACGUUCAUCCGCACCCUCGAGCUGCAGCGUUCAUUCUCCAUGCGUGACCGUGGCUAUGUGGCCUCGCUUAUAAUGACGGCUCUGCAGGGACGGCUGGAAUAUGCCACGGAUGUCCUCAAGCAUCUCCUCUCAGACCUCAUCGAGCGCAACCUGGAGAGCAAAAACCACCCCAAACUGCUGCUUCGCAGAACUGAGUCGGUUGCAGAGAAGAUGCUGACAAAUUGGUUUGCCUUCCUCCUUCACAAAUUUCUCAAGGAGUGUGCUGGCGAGCCCCUCUUCAUGCUGUUCUGUGCCAUCAAACAGCAAAUGGAGAAGGGACCCAUAGACUCCAUCACUGGGGAGGCACGUUAUUCCCUGAGUGAGGACAAGCUUAUCCGACAACAGAUUGAAUACAAGACCCUGACGCUGAGCUGUGUGAACCCAGACAAUGAGAACAGCCCAGAAAUCCCUGUCAAGGUGCUCAACUGUGACACCAUCACCCAGGUGAAGGAGAAGAUCCUGGAUGCUGUAUACAAGAACACACCCUAUUCCCAGAGGCCCCGAGCUGCAGACAUGGACCUCGAGUGGCGGCAGGGCAGGACAGCUCGUGUAGUCCUGCAGGAUGAGGACAUCACUACCAAGAUAGAGAGUGACUGGAAGAGACUCAACACACUCAUGCACUACCAGGUGUCUGAGCGCUGUGUGGUGGCCCUGGUGCCUAAACAGAUGUCUUCCUUCAACAUCCCCUCCUCCGCCAGCUUCCCACGUAGUAUCAGCAGAUACGGUGUAGACGUUCCCUUCCGCUCCACUCCCACCAGCCCGGACAGCCCCCACUCCCGUGUUCCCAUGCUGACCCCUGACCUAGAGAGCGGGGUUAAGGUGUGGCAUCUUGUCAAAAACCACGACCAUGGGGACCAGAAGGAGGGGGAACGGGGGAGCAAGAUGGUGUCCGAGAUCUACCUAACAAGACUACUCGCCACAAAAGGAACGCUACAGAAGUUUGUGGACGAUCUGUUUGAGACUUUGUUCAGCACUGUAUGUCGGGGUACUGCACUGCCCCUCGCCAUCAAAUACAUGUUUGACUUCCUGGAUGAGCAGGCCGACAAGCACGGCAUCCAUGACAUGGAUGUCCGUCACACCUGGAAGAGCAACUGCCUGCCUCUGCGCUUCUGGGUGAAUGUGAUCAAGAAUCCCCAGUUUGUUUUUGAUAUUCACAAAAGCAGCAUCACAGAUGCCUGUCUGUCUGUAGUGGCCCAAACCUUUAUGGACUCCUGCUCAACUUCUGAGCACCGUCUAGGCAAAGACUCACCUUCCACCAAACUACUCUAUGCCAAGGACAUACCACAUUACAAAAGCUGGGUGGAAAGGUACUACGCUGACAUCCACCGCCUGCCUGCCAUCAGCGAUCAGGACAUGAAUGCCUAUCUGGCUGAGCAGGCCCGCCUGCACUCCACUGAGUUCAAUGUGCUCAGUGCCCUCCAUGAGAUCUACGCCUACGUCAGCAAGUACAGCCAAGAGAUCACUGAAGCACUGGAGCAGGAUGAACAGGCCCAGAAGCAGAAGCUGGCCUAUAAGGUGGAGCAGAUCAUCUCAGCCAUGUCUUCAGAAAGCUGAGACCGAAACGAACACACACACACACACACACACACACACACAAACGCACACGGUAUGUACGCAGAGACUUUAAAGAGACUUUAUGGACCUAUGAACACAUUAAGAGGACGCAUGGUGGAGACACAAGCAUACAAACACGCGCACUCAUGCAAACACAGUGUAUAGGUGCACAUGCACAGACAUACUGACAUACUACAUAAGCCGUACACGAACAGCACCACACAUCAAACAGCGGACUGUCCCAACGCACGACUUUUGGAUCAACUUUCACUUUUUUUUUUUUUCUGAGGAAACUCCAGCAGGCAGACAUCCAACUUCUAAAAUGAGCCUAUAGAGGGAGGAUUAUGGCCAUCAUGGGUGCUCAAGUAACUGCCAGUUCUUUUUCCACCGGCUAACAGUUUGUCUUUGUAGAUGGCGUUUUAUGCGAAAUGUUUGUGGUGUGGCUUUGUGGCUGGAGAGGACAGCACCUGACACACAAUGACUCUCGGCUCGAAAGGUCACCGAGGGGAAGCUCUGCAGAGACAAAAUCCAGUUUUGGCUGGAAUAAACAUGAAAGAAUAUGCUAUAUGAACAAUUAUUUUUGCUUUUUUAGAUGGAGGACAUCGGUUUUGACCUAACGGGAUGCAGUACUUAUCACAGACCUGGCCUUUAGACAUUGCCAUUGUGAGAGGAGACAUGUAGUUUUCUGUCGAAAAGCCUUUUUUUCUGUCUUGUAGCCUUUCAAAGUUCAACAGAAAGAAUGGGUAAGAGCCAGCAGACAUGGAGAAAUCGCCAUUCCAUCUGAAGGUCCUUUUUCGAGGAUGCUCCUGUUGUUCAGUAAAGGCCAAAUCAUCAUACCUGCAAUCUGCUCACGACUGAAGACGAUGUAAAGAAAGCUCUUAGUUGUCUGGGUGAGAGUUGAAAAUCUGUUAUAAUCCUACAAAUACAAGGCGUUAGCAUGGAACUUGGAGUAGUUGUAGUGAUGUGGCAAAAGCUUGAACCCGGGCUUUUAGUGCCAAAUGUAAUGUCAUAUUCCAUUCAUAUGAACUUUCCCUGUAGAAACUAUUGAUAGAUGCCAUUGUCCCUAAAGAUCCCGCUUUGGUUCUGAAAAAGUUGUACAAUAAUGAUCUUUGGACCUCAGAUUCAGCCAUUCAAAGAUAAGCAGAGACCAAAUUGAACUGUACCGGAAAGCAUGAUUAAUGACGGCGUAACCCUGAAACUUUCACCGCAGAUCUGAUUAGCCGGCUUACGGCGUGGCUCCCCCCGUCUGCCCCAGCCCUCUCUACUCAGUCAUUGUUUACACCAAACAUCAUACUUGAAAUGCACCAUGUGUACAAAAUAUCAAGAACAACUGCUCCUUCCAAGACACAUCUCAACCGGGAUAGUCAAGACGAAGGAUUUGAUACCUUUUUAUAUCUUUACCUGCAUUGACUUUGUUUUUUUUCUAACAUUGAUUUUAAGCAUGAAUCCGUAGAUCUACUGGAUGAAAGGCAGGACCAGGAUUUCGGAAAGGAUGGAGACGGCCGAGACAUGAACUGUGUAAGAAGGGGAAGCAGCUCAGCAUCCGGGGGGGGGGGGGUACACAGUGUAUAUUUGAAUAAUGUGACAUGUUGGGGAUGUGAUUUGUUUGUGUUCUUUUAUUUUCGUUUUAUUUUUUUUUAAAUCUGCAGUUAAUGCAUACAAUGCUUCUUAAACAAAUGUGUUUUGGUCGGGUAUCAGUAUUAUCUUCCCCCUGGAGACCGGACAUGUUUCCAUUUUAAUGUUUCGAUGUAUCAUCUCCAGUUUUCAAUCUUAGACACGUACAACCACACAUCUCAUCUGGUGGCAUGGGGUUUUCUAGCUGCUGUGUUCAUUGAGUGCCAUAUCCAAACUGAAAACUCAAA
Lampris incognitus (smalleye Pacific opah) is the source of this 7613-nucleotide messenger RNA. Its product is annotated as plexin-A2-like. Gene Ontology annotation, molecular function: semaphorin receptor activity; protein binding. Gene Ontology annotation, cellular component: semaphorin receptor complex. The transcript is spliced from 31 exons. The coding region runs from base 10 to 5751 and encodes 1913 amino acids. Gene Ontology annotation, biological process: regulation of cell shape; semaphorin-plexin signaling pathway involved in axon guidance; regulation of cell migration. NCBI's taxonomy places the organism in Eukaryota, Metazoa, Chordata, Actinopteri, Lampriformes, Lampridae. The record is from RefSeq and is a predicted model, not a curated record.